AUGGGAUACAUUGGACAGACAUAUAUGUACACGAUGAACAGUGGUAGCAGCAAGCAGUCCUGCAAUCAACUGUUUACUUUUGGAGAGCUUUCAGGCGUCGGCAUUGCUCUCCACUACUUUUUGUCCAUAUCAGCAUCAAUAACUGCUUUUCCUUCCCUGAUAUAUUCAUCACCAUCAUCGAGCAGGCAUUGGGGCGAGACACUCAUCCGUACACAUGCACAGACAUGUACACACACACACACACAUACACACACACAUACACAUACAUACACACACGUACCCGAACACACACAGACAUACAUAAAUGCCGUUGUUGACAGUCAUCCAUGGCUCAAUUGUCUUAUAAAAUUUGCUAUCUUCUUUGAAGUACAACAGAUGAAAAGGAAAGUGAUCCAUGCUGCUGCUGCUUUUAGCAAGCUAGUUUUUACGGAAAUUUUAUUUCUUCUGCUCUUCAACAACUGUUUAAGAAAUGAACUGAACUGCGAACAGAAUUGA
Messenger RNA from Loa loa (African eye worm), 495 nucleotides. RefSeq lists its product as hypothetical. NCBI's taxonomy places the organism in Eukaryota, Metazoa, Nematoda, Chromadorea, Rhabditida, Onchocercidae. Bases 1 to 495 code for a protein of 164 amino acids. The record is from RefSeq and is a predicted model, not a curated record. The transcript has 2 exons.